Molecule: messenger RNA, 1934 nt
Organism: Syngnathus typhle (broad-nosed pipefish)
Lineage: Eukaryota; Metazoa; Chordata; Actinopteri; Syngnathiformes; Syngnathidae
Product: von Willebrand factor A domain-containing protein 1-like
Exons: 5
Coding region: 135-1673 (512 amino acids)
Molecular function (GO): protein binding
Source: RefSeq, a predicted model, not a curated record
GAACGACCGCGGGCAACGACAACCUUGCCUGUUACAUGUUGGAGCAGCGAGACGGCGCGUCCUGACGCCGUAGAACGAUGAUGCGACUUCCUGGAUGAACACGAGAGGGAGGGGCGGAGAGACGGAGGAAGACGAUGAAGGUGACUCCGCGCCUUGCUAUAAUCAACGCUUCCACAAACAUAGAGGAGAAAAGUUAUGCCAAGUGCAACCAUCGAAUGAGAAUGAAGACUUUUUUACCUGGUUGUGUUUUUCUGUGGGCCAUGUUGCAGCGCGGUAACUUGCAGGUUGUUGUGUUACCUGACUCAGUGUCAAACUGCUGUGAGGGCGACAUUCUCAUAUUGCUGGACUCUUCAGGAAGCAUCGCCAACUACGAAUUCUCACGCAUGCUGGACUUCACCGCCAAGCUACUUCGGCCUUUCUCGCUAGGCCGCGGCCACGUGAGGAUUGGGCUGCUGCAGGUGGGGACCAAACCAGACUUGAAGUUCGGGCUGGAUGAGCACACCAACCAGUAUAAUCUACAGAAAGCUCUCCUUAGCAUCACGCAUCUGCAAGGCAACACCAACACGGAGGCGGCGCUUCGGGUGGCCCAGCGGCUCCUGACGAACACAGACGUGCCGAAAGUUUUGCUCUGGCUGACGGAUGGCGUAGAGCUGGGGGAGGUGGACGAGCCCAUAGCGCAGCUGAAGGCGCAGGGGGUUUCUAUGUUAAUUGUGUCCUCCGUGCACGGCAACUUCCAUGUGCUGCAGCGGGCUGUUUCCCCUCCUUUGGAGUCCCACCUGUACUCUGUGGACAUAGAAAACAUUGACAUCAUCACAGAGAAGUUGAGAGAGGCCAUUAUCAGGAUCAUUCGAGCAGAGCGUCUCCGUGCUGUUGAUGUCACAUCCCAUAGUGCUGUACUGCAGUGGCGUCCUGUUUUAAGCACACUAAGUGGUUAUUACGAGUUGUGGUAUAAGGCCGUUGGGAAAACACAUGCAGAGGAGAGACGCAUUAUCCCGGGAGAAUCGAGCUCAAUGGAGCUGACCAAACUACAACCUGAGACCACCUAUUCUGCUUUCUUGCGGCCGGAGUCCAACAAGAGGCUUUUCAACACGCUCACUGUGACCUUUACCACGCUUGCUGGUGUUUUAAGCCCGGCAGUGGUCUCAGUGCACGACUCCGGUUCCGGUAAGACGCAAGUGAGCUGGGGUCCCUUGCAGCCAGCUCUGGUUCGGGGAUACAGGGUGGAAUAUGGAGCCAUUCCAAGCGGAACAGUCCACACCGUGAUAGUACAGAGCCACCAGAACUUUACUGUGCUGACCGAGCUGGAGCCAGGAAUUGAGUACCUCGUCACAGUCAGUGCUUUGUACAAGAACGGCAAAGAAAGAGCCAUGUCUGUGAAAGCAUGCUCUCAAGAAGCACCAGCAGCAGCGGCUUUGCCUGCCCUCGAUGACCUUCAGCUGACCACGGCGACGCAUGACGAGGUACAGGUAGAAUGGAAGGCCCGGCAGCAGGGCCUGAGAGGAUUCUGGCUCAGCUGGGAGAAAGGGAACACUUAUGACUCCACUUCCACGUUCUUGCCGUCAUCCUCGCACUCAACGCUACUCACACACGUUGCGCCCACCAGCCGCGUGUGCGUAUCCCCCAUCUACAGCUCGGGCCGAGGAGACGGCCUGUGCUGCACGACAGAAAAGUAAACGGGUUAACGGAGCUGAAUGUCUCUUCAGUUCAUUUUUGUUUUGCUCCUUUGUGAAUAUGCAAUAUCCCUUUUCCUGGCUUAACGGGAAAAUGCGGCAAUCAAGCAGCUGGUGAACAUUAUGUGUUUGUAGUGCUGGAGGCACAAGAUUCCAUAUGCAGCCUGUAAUACUGAAUAUUCUUCCCUUUUAAUGGAUUAGAGACAGAACACUACAAUAUGUCCUGACUCGUGUGGCUUGGCAAUAAAAAAAAUAUCAUACUCA